AAUGAAAUCAAUUCUUCGUGAAUGAUGAAUGUUGUGAGAUCCUGUUGUUGUGGGGAAAUAUAUUUUCAAUGUUGUUCAAUUAUUAGAAAAUUGUGAACUUAUUAACCAUUUCUUCAAUCAAUAUGUACAGCAUAAGUCCGCGUCUACUAAAAGUUCCUCUUAAGUCAUGUACGCUGCGAAAAUUAACAUCAUAUUCAGCACCAUUAAAGUUAUUACCAGGAUCUUCGGUUUCGCUUAUGAGUUCUAGAAAUAACGGCAGUGCUAACACAAUUCAUGAUAGUGUUCAAAUUCUGCAAAGCAAUUCCUAUAAAUAUCUGUGGUAUGCUCUGGUAUUUGGUGCUGCAUCUUUGGCCUCAUAUGAAAUCUGGCUGAAGAAAGAAGUAUUUCCAUCCAUUACUGCUGCAGAAGAGAUUGCAGACUCUGAUUCUGAAAGUGAAGCUGACACAAAAAAGAAACGUUACCGAAAAGAAAAGAUAGGAUUUAGAGACAGGAAGAUUAUUGAAUAUGAAAAUCGUAUGCGAUCUUAUUCAACACCUGACAAAAUAUUCAGGUAUUUUGCUACAGUCAAGCUAACUUAUGGGGACAAUACAGAGAUAUAUAUGACACCUGAUGAUUUUUUACGGGCAAUCACACCAGGCAUGAAGCAGCCUGAUGGUUUGGGUCUUGACCAAUAUAGAAGAUAUGAUCCAAAGAGCAUCAGCCAACGACUAAAUUUGGACCUAGAUGAGGACUCUAUUUUCUACAAACUCGGCUCGUCUGGACUCAUCACUUUCAGCGAUUACAUCUUCCUUCUGACUGUGCUUUCGACUUCUCGGCGCCAUUUCGAGAUAGCUUUCCGGAUGUUUGACUUAAACGGAGAUGGCGACGUAGAUUGCGAAGAGUUUGAGAAGGUGGCCGCGCUGAUCCGGCAGCAGAGCAGCAUCGGCUCGCGACACAGGGACCAUGCUAACACUGGCAACACUUUCAAGGGUAUAAAUUCAGCUUUAACUACGUAUUUCUUCGGACCCAAGCUCAAUCAGAAACUAACGAUCGAAAAGUUUUUAGACUUUCAACAGCAACUGCAAAAGGAAAUUUUAUCCCUGGAGUUCCAAAGAAAGCAGCCAGACGAGAACGGACGCAUCACUGAAGCAGAUUUUGCCGAGCUUUUACUGGCGUACGCUGGCUACCCGGCUAAGAAGAAGGCCAGAAUGCUCAAGCGGGUUAAGAAAGCAUUCCGCGACCACGGAGUUGGCAUCACUAAAGACGAUUACCUAAAGUUUUUCCACCUCCUCAACAAUAUCAAUGACGUAGACACGGCCCUUACUUUCUACCACAUCGCCGGAGCCUCCAUCGACCAGCCCACGAUGCGACAUGUCGCGAGAACUGUGGCUCAUGUGGACCUCAAUCCACAUUUGAUCAACGUGGUCUUCACUAUUUUCGAUGAGAAUAUGGAUGGACAACUAAGCAACCGAGAAUUCGUGGCCGUGAUGAAAAACCGCCUUCUGCGAGGGCUCGAGAAACCCAAAGACACUGGCUUCGUCAAAUUAAUGCAUUCGCUCAUCAAGUGCGCGAGGGACACCAAGCCGGCCAUAUUGGAUUUCUAGAUGUAUUUUAUCUGAUUAGUAAAGUUUGGUGCAUGUGUGAUAUCCGCUUUCAAGGUUGACGGCUUGUUAAAAAGUAUAAAUAUGAUUUUGAACCUUGUCAUAGCAAAUCACAGACAAAAGUUUUGUUGGCAACAAGAUUUAAAGGAUAUUUUUUGUCUGUGAUGUAAAGGGUUCUACCUGUUGCCUCUGUAUCACUCUUGUUAAACCUAAUUGUUGAUAUUGUUAUCAAGAUAGCUUUAGGAGUUAUAGCCACCAAUUAAGUCAUGGCCGUUUGUAACUUCAAAGUGGGUUAUCAAAACUUGCGAGUACAUAAUGAACCUGUUAAGGUCAGAGUCAUGUUACAUGAGUGUGAAAACGAACGACACGAACUCUAAAACGAAUAUUAUCCCACUAAAACAAAAAGUUGUUUAUUCCCAAUAGAAAAGUGCAAUAUGAACAUACUUUUUGAACUGUGUUACCAAUCGACCUAUGAGUAAAGUAUUUUAUCUCCACAGUAAAGAGCCAGAAAAAUCUAGUCGGUAUAUAUAAAAGAAAAUAAUUUGUUUGAUCUUAUCGGCCAAGGUAUAGCCGAAAUUAAUGAACGGUUAAGUUCUGAUGGCAUACAAAACCACUCCCGAAAUUCUCCACAAUGUUUCAAAUGUAGUAAAAUGAGUUCUACAUUUUACAUUAUUUCUAUGAUGCAAACAGAAAUAUGACAGAAAAAAAAUAUAGAAAUUGAGUGGCGUUUCUAGACUUGGUACAAUGCGAAACUUAAAACUGAACAAAUCUUUGAGGCUGGCCUAAAAUUAAAUAAAUAAUAGAUAGUAAUUUAAAUUAGACCUCUUAAGAUUUUUUUAAUUUAUUAUGACUAACAUAAUUAACAAUCUUUGAAUUUUGUGGUCAGAUACUAAUAAAAGUCAUUAAUAAUUUUGACUCUCAUUUGUUGAUAGCUUUAUGAAACAUGUGUUAUAUUAAUAGUAUUAAUCUCAAUUACCUUUAUCUCUCUUACGCAAAAGACUUUAUAAAGUAUUUAAGUGAAAUCGUGAUAAAAAUAUAAUAAAUAUAGUUUUUAAAUAAUCAUCAUGCUACGAAUUUGCCUAAAUGAAUCAAUAUACUGUAUCUUAAAUUUUUCUCUUUCAAAAUAUUCUUUGUUAGCAAGCCUAUUUAUAAUUUUUGAACACCAUAAUUAUAAUAAGGUAGAUGAAAUGUUGAUUUUCUCAUUUUACAUAAUAAUUUAUAGUAGUUGUGUUCCAGUAAACUUUCUGAUGAAGAUUCUUCUGAGAUGCAUUUCAUCACUUACGAGUUCUCUCAAUUAAUUUGUAUGUAGAGCUUCGUUUAUUUUUUUCUAAAAUUGUAUACUAUAUAUUUGUUUUGUUUGAAAUGUAUGUAAUGUAAGUCAAAAAUAUAUUAAAUGAAACUUUAAUGUUACAAUUUUUGUUUUAUAAAUGUUCUCAAUAAUUUUAAGCUUUGUUUUGUAUAAGUUUUAAAUCGAAUUUAAAGAAAAAGAUUUGUGAACUGAAUUUAUACUUGUAUAUUUGCCGUUUGUUUAUAUCUCAUUAAAUAUUUAAAUUUUAA
Messenger RNA from Amyelois transitella, 3137 nucleotides. RefSeq names its product calcium uptake protein 1 homolog, mitochondrial (gene MICU1). Gene Ontology annotation, biological process: mitochondrial calcium ion homeostasis; calcium import into the mitochondrion. Gene Ontology annotation, cellular component: uniplex complex. The record is from RefSeq and is a predicted model, not a curated record. The transcript is spliced from 10 exons. Gene Ontology annotation, molecular function: calcium ion binding. NCBI's taxonomy places the organism in Eukaryota, Metazoa, Arthropoda, Insecta, Lepidoptera, Pyralidae. The coding region runs from base 123 to 1583 and encodes 486 amino acids.